Molecule: messenger RNA, 1127 nt
Organism: Nezara viridula (southern green stink bug)
Lineage: Eukaryota; Metazoa; Arthropoda; Insecta; Hemiptera; Pentatomidae
Source: the annotation of a GenBank genome assembly
AUUUAACAACAUAUGAUCCUAUAACAUGUGAUUUGUUUAAUUUUUAAUUGAUUUUAAUUUGUCACUGUUAAAAAAUAAAUUUAAGAAGUAUUUCUAAUGAUAUUCCAAAUGUUGUUGUUGUUAUUACCUUCCUUAUCUCUAGCUGAAAAACGUUGUAACUUGAUACGCAAACCUCUGAGUUGUAAAAAUGUGGUCAAAAUACUUAAUUACCACAAUGAAAUGAGAAACUUGGUGGCUUCAGGAGAAACAAACUUGAAACCAGCAAAGGACAUGUGGGUUCUCAAAUGGGAUAAAGAAUUGGCUGAUGAGGCACAGAAAUGGGCAAAUGAAUGCAAAUUUACGAUAAACGACAAUAAAGCAUAUCAAUAUGGAGAAAACCUGGCUUCAUAUACCACUGCCAAAAAACCGAAAGUUGAUGUGGAACACUUGGUCCGGAUAUGGUUUGAUGAAAUAAAAAACUAUAAUCCAGAGGCGCCAGUUGACCAAUACAAUGCAGGAUACUUCACUCAAUUCAUCUGGGCUAAUACAAAAUUUAUUGGCUGUGGAAUUUCUUCAUAUAGAGAUGAAAGAAAUAAAGUAUCACCUUAUAAAACCAUGCUGAUCUGCAACUACAAACCACCUGGCAACCAUCCUGAUGAAAAGCCUUACGAGCCUUUUGACAGGAUUAGGUGUGAAAGAGGGACAGAAUCUAAAGUGUACACAGCCCUAUGCGGAUAAUAGGUAGCUAAGACAGAUCCUUCUAGACUUUCCUAUUAACUACAGAGCUGCUUAUAAUUUUAAAAAUUUGGAUGGUCUCAAGAUCCUGAGAUAAAAAAAAAAAUGGAAUAAACUUAAAAUAUAAUUAUAAGCACUUUUACAUAUAUAAUUGAAACAGAAAUGAAAGGAUGCAGAAUUCAGAGAAGAUAGAAUAGAAUUUACAGACAUCCAUCUCUUGAUAAUCAUAUCAAAAAGUAAUGCUGAAGAGUGAAUAGAAGACUCGAUAAAGUUAAGAACGCAUGCAAUAAAAAGGACAUUGAUUCAAUAUAAGAAAAUGGAUUGGUUUCUGGAAAUUAAGAAGCAUUAUCAACCAGUCAAUUCAUGCAAUAUCAACUAAACUUUAAUACCAUAUGGCAAUACUCUUUAAAUAA